CGGCCUGAGAAAACUUUCUUAAAGUGGGGAGAGGAAUGUUUCUGCCAGCUUUGUGUGUGGCGUGCAGGGGGCGUGUUUUGGGGCUGGGAAGAGAAAACCGAGACGGUGAGGAAGGUGACUCGGGCCGAGGACAGGGUGGUCUGAGUCCUGUUUGGAGGCAAAUUCUAGAAAAUAAGGCGAUGCCGUCGUGAGGACGUCGCGCGCUCUGCAGGCCCGGUCCCUUCCCAGGGCCCCGCCGCGCUGUCCGCGGACCGACUCCGCCGCGCCGCCCGGCUGGCGCCUGCGCCCCCCAGCGCCCGGGCGGGCGGAGUUGCGGGUGAGAGCAGGCGGGUUGGGGGGCGGGGGUCCCAUGACGGCAUCGGAGCGCGCCGCGCUGGGUCUGGAGCCGGCCUGCGCGGCCCGGGAAGACCUCGCUCGCCCCCAGGCAGGCCCAGAGCCAUCCUCCCUCAACAUGGGGCUGGAAGCCCAGAGGCUGCCAGCUGCUGAAGAGGUCCCGGUGCGGGUUGCCCUGCGAGUUCGACCCCUGCUUCCCAAGGAGCUGCUGUACGGGCAUCAGAGCUGCCUGCAGGUGGAGCCAAGGCUUGGCCGCAUCACCCUGGGCCGGGACCGACACUUCGGCUUCCACGUGGUGCUGGCCGAGGAUGCCGGGCAGGAGGCUGUGUACCAGGCGUGUGUCCAGCCCCUCCUCGAGGCCUUCUUUGAGGGCUUCAAUGCCACCGUCUUUGCCUAUGGUCAGACGGGCUCUGGGAAGACGUACACGAUGGGGGAAGCCAGUGUGGCCUCCCUCCUCGAGGAUGAGCAGGGCAUUGUUCCGAGGGCCAUGGCCGAGGCCUUCAAGCUCAUCGAUGAGAACGACCUGCUUGACUGUCUGGUGCAUGUGUCCUACCUGGAAGUGUACAAGGAGGAGUUCCGAGACCUGCUUGAGGUGGGCACCGCCAGCCGUGACAUCCAGCUCCGGGAAGAUGAGCGUGGGAAUGUUGUGCUGUGUGGGGUGAAGGAGGUUGACGUGGAGGGCCUGGAUGAGGUGCUGAGCCUCCUGGAGAUGGGCAACGCGGCGCGGCACACGGGGGCCACGCACCUCAACCGCCUGUCCAGCCGCUCGCACACCGUGUUCACCGUGACUCUGGAGCAGCGAGGGCGCACCCCCAGCCGCCUGCCCCGCCCCGCGGCCGGCCAGCUGCUUGUCUCCAAGUUCCAUUUUGUGGAUCUGGCGGGCUCGGAGAGGGUGCUCAAGACGGGCAGCACCGGCGAGCGCCUCAAGGAGAGCAUCCAGAUCAACAGCAGCCUCCUGGCGCUGGGCAACGUCAUCAGCGCCCUAGGGGACCCCCAGCGCCGGGGUAGCCACAUCCCCUACCGCGACUCCAAGAUCACCCGGAUCCUCAAGGACUCCCUGGGCGGGAACGCCAAGACUGUGAUGAUCGCCUGCGUCAGCCCUUCCUCCACCGACUUCGACGAGACCCUCAACACCCUCAACUACGCCAGCCGCGCGCAGAACAUCCGUAACCGCGCCAUGGUCAACUGGCGGCCCGAGGCCGAGCGGCCGUCCGAGGAUGCGGCUAGUGGUGCGCGGGGGCCGCCGCGGCACCGCUCGGAGACCCGCAUCAUCCACCGCGGCCGGCAUGCCCAGGGCCCCGCCGCCGCCGGCGCUGCCGCCUCCUCCGCCGCGGCAGCCAAGCGCCUGGGCGCCGAGUGCGCGCGCUACCGGGCCUGCACCGACGCCGCCUACAGCCUCCUGCGCGAGCUGCACGCCCAGCCCGGGCUGCCAGGUGCUGCGGCACGCAAGGUGCGCGACUGGCUGUGCGCGGUGGAGGGCGAGCGCAGCAACAUGAGCUCCGCCUCCGGGCCCGACAGCGGCAUCGACAGCGCUUCCGUCGAGGACCAGGUGGCGCAGGAGGCCGGCGGGCGAAAGGAGGAUGAGGGGGUGCCGCAGCUGCUGACCCUGCAGAACCAGGUGGCGCGGCUGGAGGAGGAGAACCGAGACUUUCUGGCUGCCCUGGAGGACGCCAUGGAGCAGUACAAGCUGCAGAGCGACCGGCUGCGUGAGCAGCAGGAGGAGAUGGUGGAGCUGAGGCUGCGGUUAGAGCUGGUGCGGCCUGGCUGGGGGUCCCCCGGGCUGCUGCCGGGCCUGCCUUCUGGGUCCUUUCUGCCUCGGCCUCAUACAGCCCCCCUGGGGGGUGCCCACGGCCAUAUGCUGGGCAUGGUGCCCCCUGCCUGCCUCAGUGGAGAUGAAGUUGGCUCUGAGCAGAGGGGAGAGCAGGUGACAGAUGGCAGGGAGGCUGGAGCUGAGUUGCUGGCUGAUGUGAACAGGCUGGGAAGUGGCUCUUCAGCUGCAUCAGAGGAGGAAGAUGAGAAGGAGGAGCCGCCCAGGAGGACCUUACACCUGCGCAGAAAUGGGAUCAGCAACUGCAUCCAGAGGGCGGGGGCUCAGCCAGGGAGUCCAUCAGACAGGAGGGGCCCAGAGCUCUGCCUUGAAGAGUUGGAGGCAGCCAUCCCAGGGUCCAGAGUUGGGGCUCACAGGCUGCCUGUUGCAGCAGUUGGCGGGAGCAAGGCCCGGGUUCAGGCCCGCCAGGUCCCCUCUGCCACGGCCUCGGAGUGGCGGCUGGCCCAGGCCCAGCAGAAGAUCCGGGAGCUGGCUAUCAACAUCCGCAUGAAGGAGGAGCUCAUUGGCGAGCUGGUCUGCACAGGAAAGGCAGCUCAGGCCCUGAACCGCCAGCACAGCCAGCGUAUCCGGGAGCUGGAGCAGGAGGCAGAGCAGGUGCGGGCCGAGCUGAGUGAAGGCCAGAGGCAGCUGCGGGAGCUCGAGGGCCAGGAGCCCCAGGAUGCCAGUGAGCGGUCUCGGCUCCAGGAGUUCCGCAGGAGGGUCGCUGCGGCCCAGAGCCAGGUGCAGGUGCUGAAGGAAAAGAAGCAGGCCACGGAGCGGCUGGUGUCACUGUCGGCCCAGAGUGAGAAGCGACUGGAGGAGCUGGAGCGGAAUGUGCAGCUCAUGCGGCAGCAGCAGGGGCAGCUGCAGAGGCGGCUUCGUGAGGAGACAGAGCAGAAGCGGCGCCUGGAGGCGGAGAUGAGCAAGCGGCAGCACCGCGUCAAGGAGCUGGAGCUGAAGCAUGAGCAGCAGCAGAAGAUCCUGAAGAUUAAGACGGAGGAGAUCGCAGCCUUCCAGAGGAAGAGGCGCAGUGGCAGCAACGGCUCUGUGGUCAGCCUGGAGCAGCAGCAGAAGAUCGAGGAGCAGAAGAAGUGGCUGGACCAGGAGAUGGAGAAGGUGCUACAGCAGCGGCGGGCGCUGGAAGAGCUAGGGGAGGAGCUCCACAAGCGGGAAGCCAUCUUGGCCAAGAAGGAGGCCCUAAUGCAAGAGAAGACGGGGCUGGAGAGCAAGCGCCUGCGGUCCAGCCAGGCCCUCAAUGAGGACAUUGUGCGUGUGUCCAGCCGGCUGGAGCACCUGGAGAAGGAGCUGUCGGAGAAGAGUGGGCAGCUGCGGCAGGGCAGCACCCAGAGCCAGCAGCAGAUCCGAGGGGAGAUUGACAGCCUGCGCCAGGAGAAGGACUCGCUGCUCAAGCAGCGCCUGGAGAUCGACAGCAAGCUGCGGCAGGGGAGCCUGCUGUCCCCCGAGGAGGAGCGGACACUGUUCCAGUUGGAUGAGGCCAUCGAGGCCCUGGAUGCUGCCAUUGAGUACAAGAAUGAGGCCAUCACAUGCCGCCAGCGGGUGCUUCGGGCCUCAGCCUCUUUGCUAUCCCAGUGCGAGAUGAACCUCAUGGCCAAGCUCAGCUACCUCUCGUCCUCUGAGACCAGAGCCCUCCUCUGCAAGUAUUUUGACAAGGUGGUGACGCUCCGAGAGGAGCAGCACCAGCAGCAGAUUGCCUUCUCGGAGCUGGAGAUGCAGCUGGAGGAGCAGCAGAGGCUGGUAUACUGGCUGGAGGUGGCCCUGGAACGGCAACGCCUGGAGAUGGACCGCCAGCUGACGCUGCAGCAGAAGGAGCACGAGCAGAACUUGCAGCUGCUCCUGCAGCAGAGUCGAGAUCACCUUGGUGAAGGGUUAGCAGACAGCAAGAGGCAGUAUGAGGCCCGGAUUCAAGCUCUGGAGAAGGAACUAGGCCGCUACAUGUGGAUAAACCAGGAACUGAAACAGAAGCUCGGCGGUGUGAACACUGCAGGCCAUAGCAGAGGGGACUCUUCAACAACACCAAUAUCAGGACCAGGAUCAGAGGACCUUGAGGAACCACAUGCACAAGGAUUAUUCCAUAUCACCUGUAAUUCACACUCAUUAAAGAGAGCAGCUGCUUCUUAUUUUAUAAGAUUGCAGGGUCUGAUAAAACCAGUGCUGCUAUUCUGAAAUGUAGUACCUUUGGUCUUCUUGAAGUUAUCAAGUUUAUCCUCUAGACCUUCCACAGCUGACACAGAAUGGCUUCUAGGCAACCCCCGUUUCAGCGAUCUCUUUGAAGGGGAAAGCAUUUCCUGGUUGAAAAGAUUUCUUCGAACUUUGGUCACUUCUGAAAGCAUCAAAAAAGAAAAAAGAAAGAAAAAGAAAAAGCCAAAGAUUAUCAUCAAUAAAUGCUGUAUCUGAGAAAAGAUAACCAAAACAGAGAAACUGCUUAAGGAAGCUAUUGCUAUAGUCACAUUUGUUAAUAAGGUUUCCUUAAACAGUAUACUCCCAUAAUGUAUUAAAAAAUAUUUCCUUUUAUAAAUUUAAAAAUUUUUUAAUAUAUUAUUUUGCAUGAGGUGGGAGGGGUCCAAUGUCAUUCUUUUGCAUGUGGAUAACCAGUUGUCUCAGCAUCAUUUGUGCAAAAGACUUUUCAUUCUCCAUCCAAUUGUCUUGGUACCCUGAAUAUCAGUUGACCAUAAUAAAUGCUAGUGCUAAUUUCUUUUUUAAAGGCUAGAUAGAAUCUAGCAGUGAAACCUUCUAGUCCUGGGCAUUUCUUUGUGAGUAGUUUUUGAUAACUAAUUGAAGCUUUUUACUUGUUAUAGAUCUAUUGUGAUUUUCUAUUUCUUCUUGAGUCUGUUUUUAGUAGUUUGUAUCUUUCUAUGAAUUUGUCCAUUCCAUCUAGGUUAUCUAAUUUGUUGGUAUACAGUUGUUUGUAGCAUUCUAUUACAAAUUCAAUUUAAAUCUAACCUUUCAGGAACAUGAGGAAGGCCCACACUACUUAUUAAGUUAGAAGUUUGAUUCAUUGUAAUGAACAUAAUUCAUAAAUAAGAGGAUGGCCAACAUAUAUCCCAUGUUAUGAUUAUUUUUCUCAUUUUGGAUCUUUUUGCUGCUGUGUAUCCAGCUCAGCAUUGAGUAGAGAAACUGUUCUUUUCAAUUCUACAGAUUUCAUUCUCCUUCUCACUACUUUACUAAGCUGCUGGGCUAUUUUAAAUUUUCUUCGUCACUCCAAAUCAUGAAAGUUCUGAUCAUCUAGACUCAAAAUUAGAAAAAAUAACUGAAAAGUCAAGAAAUACUUGGCAAAGCUAGCAAGACAAUACCUUAAUCUUAAGCAAGAUAGCCUGGUGGAAGUGAUUAAAAAAUUCACUAAGGGUGAAUUCUUCGAAGAUUAAUCAUUUAAACCCAACCAAAUAAUCUAGGAUCCACAAACUGGGAGCAACCCUUGUGUUUACCCAUCAAUGACAUAAACAUUAAUAUCAAGGACAUCAAUAACACAUACCAAAGUUUUAAAAAUUGUUUCCCUAUCUCCGUUAUAGGAGUUCCUAUUAUCUAACUUAGGCUGUUGGUGAAACUAAUUUAUGACCUGAAAGCCAAACUUGGUUUGUUAUUUUCUAUUUUUCCCAAUGUUUUGAAAAGUUUAAUGUCUAUGGAAAGUUUCAAAUAAUAAUAAAAUCAAACAUAUGCCCAUUACUAAAGUUCACCAACUGUCAAUAUUUGUUUUCUCCUUCCUUCUCUAUGUACAAUAUUCUCCCUAAACACUAGAGAGUAAAUUGCAAACACUGCAGCUGUUCACUUCCUAAAGGUCAGCAAGUAUCUCCUAAGAACAAAGACAUUCUCCUCCAUAACCCCCAUGCCAUUAUUACACUCAAAAUAUUUUUAACAUUCAUACAACAUUAUCUAGCAUACACCUCUUCUUCAGAUUUCUCUAAUCAUCUCAAUAAUAUCCUUUCUAGUAUUUUUUUCCCCUAAAUUUAAGAUCCAGGCAGGGAUCAUGGAAUGCAUUUAACUGUCAUGCUUAAACUCCAUUCAUCUAAAACAGUUCCACUGCCUCUUUUCUUUUUCCUUUCUUCUGGCUUUCAUGAUAGUGGGGUUUUUUUUUUUUUUAAAAAAAGAUUUCAGACCAGUCAUUUUGUAAAAUGCAGUAUUUUGAGACUAUUCUUGGUGGAAUGUGUCCAUGGCAUUUGGACAUAUUUUAUUAGCCAACAGUCAUACAAAGCCGUAAUUUGUAACUGUAAGCAGCUGCUUAAAUACAUACAAUAAAAACAAAUUUAUCAUUCUAGUGAAUAAAUAUAUACACUGAGAAAACAGUAUACCUUGUACUGUAUCUUUCACUGGCUGGGAAGGCUGUUGAGGAGCUGGGUGAGAGUUCUCCUGAAAGAUAAGAAAACCCAAAAAGAAAUUUAAAUAGGCAUUCAUUGAAAUAAAAAUUUCACAUGAACCCUUUGACUCUUACAAUUCAUUUAUAGGGAUCCAUAAUAAAAAUAAUAAAAUGCACAACAGAAAUGUUCCAAAGACACUCACUGCUGCACUAUAGUAAUACAAAAUAAAAAACACUAUAAAUGCCCAUAAAGGGUGAAACAGUUAAAUAAAUUACAUCCCCAUUCAAUACAGACAUUCCAAGAAUAAGGAAGAAAGACCUCCUUAUUCUCUGUAUAUUUUCCAUUUUCCUCUCUGUAUAUGGUCGAGCAUCCCUAAACUGAAAAUACAGAAUGCUCCAAAAUCCGAAACUAUAUGAGUGCCAACACAACACUCAAAGGAAACACUCAUUGGAGCAUUUUGAAUUUCUGGAUAUGGGAUGCUAAACUAGUAAGUACAUGUAAUGCAAAUGUUCCAAAAUCCAAAAAUAUCUAAAAUUGGAAACACUUCUGCUCCUAAGAAUUUUGGGUAAGAGAUACUCAACCUGUACUAACAUAGAGAUCUGUGAUGGGAGGAAAAUGGAAAAUCUUAAGCAUUCUAAGUUAUAUCAUUUCUAUGUAUGUAUCUAAUAGAUCUGUAAAAAUCUUUGGUGUUAUUGGUAACUAUAGAAAAGGGCCUUGAAAUAUACACAAAAAACCAUCAUCAGUGAUUACUUCUCAAGAAUGGAUAGAGAAGGAACAUCCUAACUAUAAUUGUAAAAAUAUGUCACACAUCCAAUUUCCUAUCCAGGGGUCAGCAAACUACAGUGUACAGACCAAAUCUGGACCACCUCUUGUUUUUGAAAAUAAAGUUUUACUAAAACACA
This is a messenger RNA of Callithrix jacchus (white-tufted-ear marmoset), 7352 nucleotides long. RefSeq names its product kinesin family member 7 (gene KIF7). Lineage: Eukaryota; Metazoa; Chordata; Mammalia; Primates; Cebidae. Gene Ontology annotation, biological process: mitotic spindle organization; microtubule-based movement; spindle elongation. Gene Ontology annotation, cellular component: microtubule associated complex. The record is from RefSeq and is a predicted model, not a curated record. Gene Ontology annotation, molecular function: microtubule binding; ATP binding; microtubule motor activity.